Mizuhopecten yessoensis (Yesso scallop) is the source of this 7715-nucleotide messenger RNA. RefSeq names its product splicing factor, arginine/serine-rich 15-like. The record is from RefSeq and is a predicted model, not a curated record. The coding region runs from base 119 to 4237 and encodes 1372 amino acids. Gene Ontology annotation, cellular component: nucleus. The transcript has 17 exons. NCBI's taxonomy places the organism in Eukaryota, Metazoa, Mollusca, Bivalvia, Pectinida, Pectinidae. Gene Ontology annotation, molecular function: RNA binding.
GUGCGACCGCCAUAUUGGACACCACGCCAGCGUAAUGACUGCGUAAGAUCAGUGAAAAGUACUUGUUUUUAUCAGAUAGAAACAGUGUAAGACGUACUGACCAAAGUAUAUCGACAGGAUGGAGGCCGUUAGAGCCUUCAACAAUGAGCUCUCUUCAUUGUAUGAGACACGGCCACCCAUAUCCCGGGCAAAAAUGGCCAAUGUUACCAAAGGUGCAAUAAAAGCUAUCAAGUUCUACAAGCAUGUCGUGCAAAGUGUGGAAAAAUUCAUUCAAAAGUGUAAGCCGGAGUACAAAGUUCCAGGACUCUAUGUGAUAGAUUCAAUAGUCCGACAAUCUCGCCACCAAUUUGGAUCUGAUAAAGACGUCUUUGCACCAAGAUUUACAAAAAAUGUUGUUGCUACUUUCCAAAAUCUACUGAAGUGUCCACAUGAGGAAAAGAGUAAAGUGAUCAGAGUAUUAAACUUGUGGCAGAAAAAUGGUGUUUUUCAAAGUGAGAUAGUACAGCCAUUGCUGGAUCUAGCUGUGGACUCAAAUGACAUGAAUCUUGUUUCUGCUGCUCAAAGAGCUGUGGACAGUCUUACAGCAGACAAGGCUGGGCCCAGUGGAGCUGGCCAGGCUGGCCAGUCAAACACUGCGGAGGGAAGUGGUGAUAGCAUGGAAAUAUCCUCACAGAAUGACAUGCUCAACACCGUUACCCAGCUCCUUCAGCAGACCCAAACGGUAGGGUAUGACUCGGGAACCACAAGUCUCAGUGCCCAGCAGCAGCAGUUACAACAGCUUCAAUUACUGCAGCAACAGUUGAUACAGCAGACACAGUUGAUGCAACAGGCACCUUCUCAACCAGGCUCAUCUCACGCGAUUGACAGCAAUCUUCUGUCUCAUAUACAGACUCUCACAAACCAGCUUCUAAACAAGACUGACAAGACUGAAGGAGGCUUUAACAAGAAAUUACUAGAUUUUGACUAUGGUGAAAGUGAUGAGGAUGAUGAGCAUGGGAUGUCGGGUGCAGGAGGGGGUGGCGGUGUGCCAAACCUUUUAAAUGAUCCAGCUUUCUUGCAACAAAUACAACAAAUGUCUCAAACAAUCCAGAAGACGGAGCAAAUACAAAAUGAAUUGAGCAUGCAGAAACUUCUACAGCAACAGGCUGAAUUCGACCAGCAAAUUAGACAGCCUCCAAUGCAACAGAUUCCCUCCCUCAUGCCCCCUGAGCCACACCCUCCUCCUCCUAUGCAGCCUGGGUACCAAAUGAUGCCAGAACAUCAGCCUCCCGUGGACGAUUAUCAGGACAUAGAUGAACGAUCUCAGGAGCCCAUUGAAGAGGAGCGUCACAGAGAGGAUAGAGAUAGGGACCGCAAACACCGCAGAUCAAAGCAGUCAUCAAGAGAUCGAUCUCGCUCUAGAACUCCUAAAAGAAGGCGACGUACAAGAUCCCGAUCCCGAGACAGGCGGAGAAGAUCAAGGUCACGAGACAGGCAUCGCAGGUCAAGGUCCCGUGACAGGGAAAGGGAGAAACUAAGGGAACGAGAGAGAGAAAGAAGGAAGAAAGGUUUGCCAGCAAUCAAAGAGGAAUGUCUCAGUAUUUGUUCCACAACACUUUUCAUUGGUCACUUGGCUAAAAGCACAUCAGAGGAAGAAUUACGAGGGGAACUAGACAAAUAUGGAACUGUGGACACGCUGCAUAUUAUACCUCCAAGAGGAUGUGCAUUUGUGUGUAUGUCGAGGAGGAAAGAUGCAAACAAAGCAUUAGACAGAUUGAAGGGAUACAAGCUCAAUGGAUCUGAUUUGAGAGUUGCUUGGGCCCCUGGUAUAGGUGUGAAGGAAUCCGAGUUCAGGGAACAUUGGGAAGUGGAUGCAGGGACCACGUACAUCCCUUGGAGCAAGCUGCCUGAUGAUCUCACUAACUUAAUAGGUGGAGGAAUCAUUGACGAGGAGACAUUACCGGAACAUCUAAAAGGUUCUCUGAUUGGGAGGGAAAUGCCAGAUGUUGCUGAGGAACAGAGCCAACAGGCUCCCCCACCUCAUCCUCCGCUGCCCAACAGCCAGGGACCACCUCCUCCAAUGGGACUACCAGGCCCUCCGACCAGCGGGCCUCCUGGAGGCCAGUUUCCUCCUCCUCCUGUCCCAGGUAUGUUACCCCCUACCUCUGUGAUGCAACACAUGGGGGUGAUGCAGCACAUGAUGGUACAAGGAGGACUUCCUGGACAAAUGCCUGGGAUGCCACCACAGAUGACUAUGGCAGGCAUGCCCCCUCAGCUUCAGUCAAGCCAGGGUAUUCCCUCAGUGCCUGGCAUGAUACCCCUCCCAAGUGGGAUGCCUACAGUCAGGCCUCAGAUAGGACAAAUAUCCUCUGCAGGAGGCUUACCACAGAUAACAUCAGCUGCAGGGUUGCCUCCUUCCAGUGUGGCUAGUCUAUUUACCAGCACAGGUGGGCUGACCCAUGUGUCUGAAGCUGCCAUCAAUGCUGCUCUACGCCCAGGAUUCCCGGCUGGGGCAGGAUUCCCUCAGCGCUUUGGAAUCAAUUUGCCCCCAGGACAGGGCUUCAGGAUGCCUUUGUUUAAUCCAGCACAAAACGUGCUCCAACAACCCCAAAUACAGCCCAAACCAUCUCUGUUGGGAAUUAGACCACCAUUCAAUAUUAAUCCUGCCGAUAAGAAAGAAGAAAAACCGUCUCUGCUCGGUCGCCCCCCUGGUGACUGGCAGCAACAGUCAAAGCCUCAGCCUCCACCAGAAUUCUCUGAUGAUCUAGACACAGAUGACCGUGAUAUUAGAGAAAAUGCCAGUAGUAGUUCCCAGUCAAAACAAGAAUUUGGUGGUAUUCCACCGUUUGGAUCUCAGGGAAUUCAGGCAGCUACACAACAGGACAAUAUGAGUCAAUCUGGCCAUCCCCCAGGGGCUGGCAGAGGUAUGGGACCAGGUCUUGUGCACCCACCUAAUGUUGGCAUGGCUCCUCCAAAUUUUCGAGGACCUAGACCAUUAAUGGACAUGAAUGGACCCAUGGGCCCAGGCAUGGGUCUAAGAAUGGGAGGACCACCAGACGCAUCAAACAGAUUCAUGAGUCCCAGAGGACCAGUGCCAGGCAACAUGGGACCAAGAGGAUUUCAAGGGGGUCCUCCAGGGCCUGGUGGGCCAAGGGCAGGUUUUAUGGGCAACAGGCCAGGGAUGCCCUUUCAAAGGUUCCCUGGUAAUUUCCAACCAAGACCUGGUUUUCGAGGACCUCCUGGUGAUAUGAUGAGGCCUAGAUUUGAUAUGGGAGGCAGAAUGAAUGCUCAUGAUGGGGAAUCGGGUAAUGAUGAAGAAGAGGACAAUUUCCGCAAAGAAGAGAACUUUGAAAGAGGACGCCCUCCUUUUGGUAAAGAAGAAAGUGGUCCCCCAGGGCAGAAAUGGGGAGAUAAUGAUGACAAGGAUGAUGACUUUCAAGAUGGAGGUGGAUUUAGGAGGGACUUCAAUAGAAGGGAUAGAGGAGGACGAGGUGGAAGACGUGGGAGGGGGAGAGAUAGUUUUGGUGGUAGAGAUGACAGAAGGGGAGACUUUGAUAGGCGAGACAGACGAGAUGAUAGAUACAAUAGGGAUGACCGGGGUCGGAAUGACUGGGGAAACAGGGAUAGAGGUAGGGACAGGCGUGACAGAGACCAGGACGGUCCAGGCUUCAGGGAUAGGGGACGAGACAGGGACGAUGAACAAGAGUCAGUAGGAUUCAGAGACAGGGGUAGGGAAAGAGACGGUGAACAGGAAGGUUCUGGGUUCAGAGAUAGGGGACGGGAUCGUGAGGGUGAGCAAGAGGGAGGAAGCUUUGGCAGAGACAGGGGUAGGGAGCGAAGGGAACGUGACAACCGUGACCAGGACCGUGACAGAGGAGCAAGGAGAGCUAGUAGGUGGAGUGAUGUGACGGAUGUUGAACUUCAAGAAAGUGCACCUACUUUACCGGAAGUGUUACCUGAUAAACCGGUUGAAGCUGAGGUGAAAGGUCCAAAGGAGGAUGGAGAAGUGGGUGGAUCUCGGGAGGAAGGGGAAGUAGCAAGUACCCCUGCUCCGCCCCCACCUCCUGUAGUUAAUGUACCAGACAGUGUAGUAACUAAAGUGAAUGAUCCAGAACAUGAAAAAGAGACCCAUCCGGUUCCUCCUUCGGACAAUAUAGUGCCGGUUGUUAAACCAGUGACAAAUGGAGAAAGUGAACCCAAGCCUGAGGAACCUCCAAAGCGAGAUCCAGAAACACUAGAGGAGGGUGAAAUAGAAUGAAAGUACUGAUUAUUUUAGGCUGAUUUUGUGUUUCUUUGUAUUGUGCGUCUUCAAGAAUUUCCUCUGUUCAUCAGAUGGGGGGAAAACAGAUGGAGUAAUGAAUGUGAUAGGACACGAGUCGUUUUCAUGAAUUCAAAUCAUCCUUCAAUUAUCAUUAGUAUAUUACAACAAAAGAACUUCAGAAAGAAAAUAUCUGUUGCCUGUUGAUAUUUUAUGGAUCGUGUUUGUAUUUUAAGCUGUGAACUGCUUAUAACCAGAAACAGCAAGAUUUUAUUUCUCUGUUACUAGACCCAACAUCCGUGAUGUAAGAUAUAUAAAUUAUAUGUAUAUAUAGGUAGGAAUGGUAAUUUAGUUUAAGUUGCAUCCUUGUGUUCAUUUUUUUUUUAUCUAGAUCAUGUGGAAUUAAUUGUAAAUAUAUGGUUUUAAUGCUGUGUCUAGCCCUUCGAAUGCAAGAGCCUGAAAGCGAGUGUGUUGUAUGUAUGUCUGAGAAACUGAGUUGUGCUGACAAUUUGUAGUUUCUAGUAUAAUAUACUAUCUUUAUUGUAUACUGAAUAUACCAUCAAUGGUUAGAAAUGUUGCCGAUGUCCUCAUCAUGACAACGGUAGAAACAUCAUGUUGAGUGUAAAAAAUUGUCUUUUUGUAUAUUUUUCAGUUUGCCAUUAUUUAACAGGCAUAUUAUGUUAAGUUCUGUCUACAAAUUUUCAACUCACUAGGUCAGGUUUUCUCUUCUACUUGGUCUAAAUACCACUAUCUACAUAGUGAAAAAUAAUUUCAGGUAUUUCUCGAAUCCCUGUUAAGGAUCCCUGUCCCAUUGCACUGUGGAUUUUCAGAUAUACAGUAACCUCCCCUUAACUUUCAUUUGGAUAUGAUCAUUACAAUAUUAAUUGCACCACAACUUCCCGUUGACCAUGCUAGGUAGCUCAAUCGAUUAGAGGGAAAGUAUAUUAAUCUGUAGUCAAGUGUUUAAAUCUUGUUUAGCCCCACUGAAUUUUUUCACUCCAGAACACUUGUUGAUUAUAUUCUGCAAGGUAUGUCUUUUUUUCAUAAAUGAUUUAUCGAAGCUAUAAUCCCACCGGAAAACAGUUCCCCAUGUGUGGUUAGUUUUUGACAGUGGUAUGGGGAUCCUUAAGCAGACGAGUUGUGGGUACAUUUGCAUCAACUGCUUGGGUGCGAGUUAAAACUAAUUAUGUAGAACAUAUCAAAAAUGGUCACGUAAAAGUUUGUGGGUUUAUUUUUUCUUAAUAACAAGUAACAAGUACCAAUUUCCGAUGGAGUUCUAAUGGAUACUUUCUGGGUUCCUUUUAUUACUGUACUAUUGGUACAUUAUUCAGACCAUAUUUGGUAUAUAAUGUAUAUCGUUAUUGAUUCUAUUUAUGCUGGUGAAACAUUUUGAAUGAGUGAAACAUUUUGAACGAGUCUUGUGUCAGUGAAUCAGAGGUAUGCUCUCAACAAGGAGAAACCUCCAAUAAAGUCAUGAAAUGUGAGACGUGUUGAAUUCUGUUUUUAGGAUUUUGUAUAUAUCUAUAAGGUUCAGGAAAUUGGCCAACAAGUUACUAUUUUUUACAAGUUUGACAAUAAUUUCAUUGCUCGAGGGAUUUUUUUAUAAACCGAAUUUGAAGAACUUUAUUGCGUGUAUAUUCAUUAAUGACAUGUAAUUGGGGAUUCAUAUGUAAAAUAUUCUGAAUUCUGCAACAACAGAAGUAUUCUGAUCAUUAAUACAAACAAAAGGAAAGGGGAAAAAAAGUUGGAGGGGAGAGAAAAAAAUCAAUUCAGAAAUCAUCGACUACAGAGUAAAUGCUUUUUUCCUCGUGUAUGUGAGGAUGUAGGAUAGAUGCUUCCUUAUUAAUUUCAAAUUAAAUGUAAUAGUACAAACAUUUUAAGGUAAUAUCAAGUCAGCAAGCAGGAAAAUGGGUAAAAUUGUAAGAAUUGUAGCAAAAAUCGUUGUGAAACCUAACGAGGAAUAGAAUAAAGCUACGAGGGAUUUAUGAUUAACUUUUCAACAUGUUAAUUUGAGGUACCUUCUUAGUACCCUUCUAUUCGAAAUGAAGAAAUAGCAUGUGAAUCACAAAAACAACUACCGUACAUGGUCUGGAUACCACUAGCUACAUAGCGAAUUGUUAUCAAGUUUUCUGGAGUUGUGUUGAUAUGGAAUGAUAGUUCAGUUAAGCACACUUGUGGGUACAUUUGCGUCGACAAGUUGAAAUUAACAACUGUGAAAAAUGUCUAGUGUCGGUUUUAUUUGAGGAACCUGCACAGUACACUUCUAAAUGAGGAAAUGGCAUGUGAAAAAUCACAAGAAUGAAUCCUUGAAAUGUCGUCGGCACCCAACAUAAUAACUAGGCUUUAAGGUAAGUGGCAAUUCAAAACUGCAAUGGUGGUGAAGCAUUCAUAUAAAUCCAGUUAUUACAACACUUAUUUUUGUCAAUAGUAAAUGGUUCAUUGAAGAUGGAAUUCCAAGGAUAUUGUGAAAAUAUUAACAGGAAAGUGGUCGAGACUUGGUCAACAUGUAGAAGUAAUUUGUGCUGUUCAGUUUGAACUGGUUACCGUUAAAUGACCAAUGUCACAAUAGUGUCUGUAUGUGUAUCUGGUUCAUCCUCCUAUUCCAAAUUAUUAUUCAUGUUUCAUGCAUAUGUUGAGCUAUUAUUACUGGUAUGUAGCUUUUUUAAGCAAGUUGUAAACAUGUGAAAAACUGGAAAAGAUAUGGUAAUGAAAUGCCUUUUAUAAACUGAAUUUUAGAAAUAUGUACAUCCUUCUUACUGUAGAUACUGCAGGAAUUACGAUCACUUUCGCUUGAUCUGCACCUCUGGAAUAUGUCGUAGCAAAAUUGAAGGAAUGUGGCUAGCUAUUUGAUUGGUUGAUGGUAAAUAAACCUGACCAAUCUCUAGGCUGAUAUCUGUCCAUUUAAGAUAACUGAGGAGCACCAAAGCCUUCCAUUUUGUAAUGACAUAUUCUAGGGGUGCAAGGAGCAAAAGUGAGCGUAGCCCUUGGAGUAUCGAGGAUAAACAACGUCUUGUCUGAAGCGUAUUUAAAUGGAUUUGUUUUAAAAAGUGAAGGUCCCACUAGCAUAGGGUUAAAUGUAUAACAAAUUACAAGUUUACCUUGCACACGGACCAGUGUAGUGUAUCUGUCUAAGAUUAUAUUUAUAAUGGAAGGUGUUUUAAUUUAGAUUUUAUUUUUCCCAACAUUUGGAACAAUUAUAAGCUCCAUCAUAAAAAGCUGGCAAAAAUCACAUUCAACUCCAUUUGUUUCCGAUUAAAUACAUUUUAAUCACAUAUACUUGCCAGCACCACUUGGCAUGUCAACAUUUAUUUGUAUCUCAUUUUUUGUGCAAAUAAAUCCUAAUAAAGAAACUUUUGUCAGAAAACUUGUUGUUCUUAAUUUCUAUACAUGAUUAGUAAAAUUCACUGCUUGCACUUCAGCCUGUAGUCAUCAAUUUUGAGACUAAGUUACACUUUCACAUGUACACAAAAUAAUUAAA